CCGCUUUGUGCGCUAAUGCCGGGGCUUUUGGAACAAACAUGAACUGCUUCACUUCCCUUUUAACAAAGCCAGCCAAAAAAGGACACCCUGCAAGAGCGUGCAAUGCUGUGUUUCAUUGUCCCUGGCUAGUCUCCUAGACUUGCUCCCUUUCUAACCGCCUUCCUUUAGCGUUUGCUUUGCCAAGGUGCUGACAACCCCCAGUUCUCACUGGGGUCAGCUAGAUUUGGAGUGAUCAGCAGCUUUGAACACCAGGCCCUUGGAAAGGAUUCUGAAGCCACAGGCGGAGUAAGGAUUUGCAGACCAAAGUCGCUACAGCUUUAGCUGCACCUAGCAAAGUUUCGUGUGUGCCUGAAAGUACAGAAAGGGGCAGAGAGGUAACCUAAUGUGGCACCUUCCUCACCCGGUUGUUCCUAAGGCUGAUCUGUAAGGCGAUCGUUGUUAUGCCCUAGACCUGGUGGAAUAGCUGUUGCCUGCCCUUCAUUAUGGCUUUUGUGUCGUUGCUCAACUUGACCUUAAGUGGCUGGAACCUGGCGGAGAAAGUUGGACUCCUGCUGUUGUGUGUUCUUGCCUCGCGCAAAUCCCCCCCUCCCCAUUCCCUGUGCUGAUCGGUGCCUUGGGGAUUGGCAAGGCUGGAAGUUUAUCAAGUUCUGCAAAUAACUUCACAUCACAAUAGAAAGUGAGUUUCCCCCCCUUUUCCUGCUCAUAAACGCCUCCUUGAGGAUCGACGCUGGGCAGGACUCCAAAGGUGCAGCCGCAACAGCAAACCAGUCGUUCAAACUUAGCAGCUCGUUGCACAACUUCCACCUACGCGCUGGGACAACAAACAAGCUGGAAGGAGGCGAGGGACAAGAGGGGGAGAAAGGAACACCCCGGCUCGGGCCAUGGCCCCCUUUGGCAGGAACCUGCUAAAGACCCGGCACAAAAGCAGCAACAACUUUUCCCGAAGUUUGCCUGGAUGUAGGAACUGGGUCCUGAAAACUUGCAGGACUCCCACCCGUUUCUUAACGCAUCCCUCCAAUUGUUUCCAACCAAGAACAUGGCUUCUGAUGAAAGGGAGAUAGUGGUUUGGGUAUGCCAGGAGGAGAAGAUUGUGUGUGGACUGACAAAGCAUACCACCUGUGCUGAAGUGAUCCAAGCUCUACUAGAGGAACAUCAAGCUACAUUUGGAGAAAAAAGGUUUCUUUUUGGACAGCCUAGUGAUUAUUGUAUCAUAGAAAAAUGGAGAGGCUCUGAACGAGUCCUUCCUCCGCUGACAAAAAUGCUGAGACUUUGGAAAGCCUGGGGAGAAGAGCAGCCCAAUUUGCACUUUGUUCUGGUGAAGUCAGAUGCUUUCCUUUCAUUUCCAUUGUGGAGAACAGCUGAAGCAAAAAUAAUACAAAACAUAGGAAGACAAUGGGAGCUCAGCCCAGCAAAUUAUAUGAAGAUGCUGCCAGUGGAUAAGCAAAAGAGGAUUGUUAGAAAGACUUUCCGGAAACUGGCCAAACUUAAACAGGACAAUGCUCUGCAAGAGAGAGACAAUAUGGAAACAUUGAUUCAUCUGAUCAUUUCCCAAGAUCAUACCAUUCAUCAGCAAGUCAACCGAAUGAAGGAAUUGGAUAUGGAAAUUGAAAAAUGUGAAGCCAAAUUCCAUCUAGCUCAAAUAGAAAAUGACGGAGAAAAUUAUGUGCAGGAUUCUUAUUUAAUGGCCACUUCAAAUGAUGAUGAGCAACAAACAAAUGUGCCACAUGGUCAACAUCAGAUGUAUGACUAUUUGAGCAAAAGUGAUGGAAUACUACAGUUCGAAGAAGGACUGAAACAUCACAAACUACUAAUUGAAAAGCUCUCUGCUGAAAUAGAAAAAGAGGUAAAAGGUCUAUGCACUGAAACAAAUGAGGAUGGCAAAUUCAUGCCAGAGGCUUUAAAUGGCCAAAUGGAACCCUCAAAUUUAGAAAGUAUCCAACAAGAUUUGGAAAAUAGUAUGAAAGAUGGCUUGAGAAUUCAUUCUCACUUGAGCUGCAUUCAGAAAGAGGUUACCUACAGGGACUUGCUGCUGCAGAAGAAGGAAAAAGAAUAUGAUCUCCUGGCAGAAGAAUUUAAUUCUCUGCAUAUCAAAGACAAAACUGAAUCCAGAUAUCCAGCUUGUGAAGAACAAAUGAAGGACAGUGAGGGGACCAGCAAGAGUGUCAUGGUGCCAGACUUUGUUCAUAAAGUGACUAAUUUAGACAUAAAUGAUACAGACUCUGACACUGGAAUCAGCUCUACUCAUAGUCAGGACUCUGAAACAGCUUUAGGAGACAUGGUACUGUUGUCAACCUAGCUGGAGACCACCGUGCCCAUGAGAGAGCAAUGUAAAAACAACCACCUUUGGGCGAAUAUUUAUCAUUUCAAAACUUUAGCUAUCAUCAAGGAUGUGUACACUGUGGCUGGAAGUGAGACUCCCAGCCUGCGUACACAAGACUUGCACUAGGUAGGGCUUGAGCUAGCUUGCCAAACCAGAAGCGUGGGAUGUUGUGGCUUGGGCUAUAGCCCAGACUUUGAAGCCUGUCUGACCCCCUGGGCUUGAUAACCCGAGCUGCAGCCCAAAUGACAACAUUCAUUGUUUAGUAGUGGGGCCCAAGCUAACAUGCUAGUGCAGUCUACUCAGGCUGAGUGGUUGUAUAGACAUGCCCACAGCAUCUCAGUCCUGAAGACAUUGCCCACUCUGGCCACAAUCCAACAGAGUACUUUAUCAUGUAUCUGGCUAUGAAUACGGAGGACUAUAUUUGCUCAAACUAACACACAUGCUAUAGCAAAUCAGUAAUCACAUAUGCUUAGAGUUACACCAAUACUAAAGCACUUAGCUGGAUCGGGACCAGAGUGCACAGUGUUGUGUAAGACAGAGCUUCAUUGAGACGAGUGCUCUGAUGCGAGUGGCACAAACCAGAUGUGAAAAUUCCUGAUGUGGAAUCCCUUAAUCUUUGGGUCCAUUUCUACAUCUGACCAGCCUUUUUGAAAUGUGGAUAUAGGGGAAAGACCAAUUAGACAAAGAGCUUGAUUCUCUGCUCCAUUACGCUAUCUGUAUUCAGCUGGUGUAACAAGAUGUAGGUCAAGGCACAAACUCUGUUAAAAUGUAGUUUUUAUGAUAUUGUGGAGCAGGUAAAAAAGCAAAUACUUAUUGUGAUAUAUAUUUAAAUUCCAUUACCAUAGAUCACAAAGAGUAAAACUUUCUAAAUAACUUAAGUGCCAUUUUCAAAAGUGACGUAAGCACAUAGGGGCAUGUUUACAUGGCAAUUGAAAAACAAUGUCUGGCCCAUGUCAGCUAAAGGGCUGUUUAAUUGUAAUGUAGACAUUCUGGUUUGGGCUCAGGCUUGAGCCAUAAUCUACACCACAAUUAAGCACUUCCUUAGCUCAUGCUCCAUGAUCCCAGGUCAGCUGACAUUGGCUAGCUGAAUUUGUUUAAUUGCAGCAUAAAAAGACUCUAGCAGUCUAAAUUCCACUGACUUUCAGUAAGAUGAAAGGUUGAAAGUUAAUCUGGAAUUAGGUAGGUGAAAAUGUAAAGUCAAUUGCUCCUAAUUAACACCAUGUUUGAAGUUUCUUAUUCCAGAAUGAAAACAUCCACAGAUGGAGUUAAUCAGGAAUAAUUAAAUAGGAAUUGCUGUUUUGGAAUAAUGUCUUGUGGUAAACAAGCCAUUAAGCUCUGAAGGCCCAGAUAUUACCAAUUAUUUAGCACCCAACUUCCACUGAAAUUGGUGAGAAUAAAGUACGGAAUUCCUUUAAGGAUCCCUGAGUCAUUUUGAAAUGGUUGAAAAUUUACUCUGAAAUCUGACUAAAUGCAUUCAAUGGGAUCCAUGUAUAGGGCAAGCUAAGCAACACAAAGUUCAGUCAGGUUAUGAACUUCAAGUUUUAAAUUUUUGAGGUGAAAAGACGAUAUUUAGAUGUCAUUGAAAUUAUGUUAGAUUUAUGCAAUUUUUUACUCUCCUUAUAUUUUGGUGUUCGUGAUGGUCCCCCCCAACCUCCCUUGAGUGACUGCCAGUCAUCUGGUUCUCAAAAUGACUACAACACUGUGGUAAUAGCCUUGUAAAUAUGACUUGGAGAGCAAUAUUUCCUAAACACCACAAAGUGUUUGUUUUAAAGACUUCUGAACUCUGGACUUCAUGAAGAGAGUUUGCGUUUUCAGAUAUGUGUCUUGGCUGCCUUAAUGUAUUUUAUCACUCAACAUUAUAUAGAAUGCUUGGGUUGCUUCAAGAGUAACAUGUGGAGCUCACAUACAUGAGUUCUUGAUGGAAACUCAGAUCUAUUGCAAACAAAGUGUCUUUAUUUUAUCGUAAUUUAUUAACACAAUUUGGCAUCUUUUGUACUCUGGAUGUCAUGUACUGAUAUUAGACAUUGCAUGCACUUCUCAGUUCAGAGCUUUGAAUGUUGAAAGUAGGCUAAUGCAUUUCCUGAGUUCUUGUGCAGUCAGAGAUUGUCUACUAUGUCAGCCUUUUUUAUAAAUACAGUUUCUAGCCUGUCUAUUCCCAUUGAAAUUCUCUCCUGUGCAAUGUCUUUAGGAGACUUGGAAUCCUGUGGCACCUUAGAGUUUAAUACAUUUGUUAGGACAUGAGCUUUUGGAGGUAAAACUUGUUUCAUCCAGUGAAUUGGAGUGGAAGUUACAGAAACAGGAGUGUGUAUAUAAAAAGAAGUUGCUUGUGUUAAUGAAGCUAAUCAUAGGGGAAAGUGGGUCAUUCACAGCAUUUAGUCUGGAGAUGUGAAUAUUCAGAGAGGGGAUCCUUUGUAAUUCAUUAACCAGUUGAAAUCCUUAUUCAGUCCUAAGUUGAAAUUGUUGAAUUUGCAAAUGAACUCCAGUUCAGCUGUCUCCUCUUGUAAGCGGUUUUUGAAAUAAUUUUGUAGAUGGCUACUUUCAAAUCCAUUACUGAAUGUCCAGGGAGGUUGUUUCCCCACAGGUUUAUGUGCUUUACCAUUCCUGGUGCCUGAUUUGUGUCCAUUUAUGCUUUGAAAUAGAGACGGUCUGGUUAUGCCAAUAUACAUGGUGUAUGGGUGUGGGUGUGGCAUUGCUGUCACUUGAUGGCAUAGAUCACAUCAGUGUAUGGACAGGUGGAUGAGUUCCUGAUGGUGUGGCUUAUAUGAGGUUCAUCCACCUGCACAUUCAUUAUGUGAUACGUGGGAACUGCAAAAUAUGUUCAUUAUGAAUGUACUGCCUCUCCAUAAGUCAUAUUUCUCUGGCACCCUUGAACUCUGAUUUAAUGACUCACAGGAUUCCAUUGGAUGAACAUUGCUUACUGAAUAAGAGAAACAUAAAAAAGUGCUGCAUAAUAGUGCAACAGUUUAGACUCAGAGGAAAUUAUCUGAUUCAGAAAAUAAAAGUAUAUGAGUUAGAUUUGAAUAAAAGGAAAGUCAGGGCAUUUGGUUCAGGUAGAGGAAGGGAGAAGUGUUAGUUUGAUGUCAGAUAGAUAGUUAUCUAUUGAGAAUGGGAAGAAUAAGCAGGUGAGUGGGCAUAGCAGUGGUGCUGGCCCACUUCUCUUUGAGGUGGAAUAAUUUUGGAUCCAUGUAUGACCCCAGGGAAAGACCCUCAGUUGUUAUAAAAUGAUGUAGUGGAAGUCAGUGAAGAGACCUAGAAUUUAUAUCAGAUGAGAAUUUGGUCCCGGAACUGUCAAGAGCUUCACUGAAGAAUUCAUUCUUCCAUAUAUAAAAUAACCACUGUAAUCUUUUCCCAAUGUAUAUUGGAUAUAAUUUCAUGUUUCUGCAUGAUUAAAGUGUAAUUUUACAGAUUUGAUUUUCAAAUCAAAUAUGUCAAAAUGUAAUUACUUGUUUCAGGUUCUUGACGACUCUUUCAUUUAGAAGACAAAUAAAUACAUAAUUAUCACUUGAUUAUGUAGAAGUGUACAAUAUUUGCCAUUCAUUUACAUGGUUAAUAAUUACAGUUUAAUUAAUUGCACUAUUAUUGCAUGAUUGUCUGUAUUUUGCAAAACCCAAGAAAUGUUAUCACUUCAAAACUAAGGGCCAAAUUUGAUUCUCUGAUCUGAGUGCAUAAAAUAAGUGAAAUGGGGAAUUGUCUUCUGUAUUAAUCCUAUCUGUCUGUCUAUCCACUUCCAUGGAUGAUUGAUAUUCAAAUGUUAUAUGGUAUGGCAAAAUGCCUAGUCAUAUUCUACACUUAGUAAUAUUUCAUUAGCUUUACUUAGUCUACAUUAUCUAUCUUCAAUGUAUGUCAUCUUGUCUAUAUUGGACCAUCAUCUUAAUAUGGAAAGUAGACAGCAGGAAAAUGGAAACCCCUGACUUCCCCCCACCCCCUUUAAAAUAAUCACAUUUUUAAAAAUAAUUUCGUUGCUGAACCAGUAAAAAAUGUCAAGAACAUGACAUUUUUCAAGAAGGGUCUUCAAGAUAAAUGUCAGUUUCAGGUAC
Pelodiscus sinensis (Chinese soft-shelled turtle) is the source of this 6357-nucleotide messenger RNA. It is a transcript of the gene RASSF9, whose product is annotated as Ras association domain family member 9. NCBI's taxonomy places the organism in Eukaryota, Metazoa, Chordata, Testudines, Trionychidae. Gene Ontology annotation, cellular component: trans-Golgi network transport vesicle membrane; cytosol; recycling endosome. Gene Ontology annotation, biological process: signal transduction; intracellular transport. The record is from RefSeq and is a predicted model, not a curated record.